GAACCCCUCCCUCCCUCCCGCUCUCUCUCUCGGAGACAGGACCGUAUCCCAGCACCGAGCAGCCCGCCGAGCAUGGAGAUCGUUUGGGAAUUACUCCUUAUGCUUCACGCCAAUCUGUUUCUCUCGGUCUCAGCUCAGCACAACUCACACAAAAUCAGUGAAGGAUGGUGGGCGUACAAGGAGGUGGUGCAGGGGAGCUUCGUUCCUGUUCCCUCGUUCUGGGGCUUGGUGAACUCAGCCUGGAAUCUGUGCUCUGUGGGGAAGAGACAGUCUCCCAUCAACAUUGAGACGACCCACAUGAUCUUCGACCCCUUCCUCACUCCGUUGCACAUUAACACAGCAGGACGGAAGGUCAGUGGCACAAUGUACAACACCGGACGGCACGUGUCCCUCCGGCUGGACAAGGAGCACCUGGUCAACGUCUCGGGCGGCCCCCUCACCUACAGCUACCGCUUGGAAGAGAUCCGGCUGCACUUUGGCAGCGAGGACAGCCAGGGCUCGGAGCACCUGCUCAACGGACAGGCCUUUUCUGGAGAGGUUCAGCUUGUACACUACAACCACGAGCUUUACACCAAUGUCUCUGAGGCGUCCAGGAGCCCUAAUGGUCUGGUGGUGGUGUCCAUCUUUAUAAAGGUGUCAGACACGGCGAAUCCCUUCCUGAACAGGAUGCUUAACAGAGACACCAUCACACGGAUCACCUACAAAAACGAUGCCUACUUGUUGCAAGGUUUAAAUAUUGAGGGGAUUUACCCAGAGACCCCCAGCUUCAUAACCUACGAGGGCUCGAUGACGGUGCCAGCUUGCCACGAGACCGUGACCUGGAUCAUCAUGAACAAACCCAUCUACAUCACUCGGAUGCAGAUGCAUUCGCUACGAUUACUGAGUCAGAACCAGCCGUCGCAGAUUUUCCUCAGUAUGAGUGACAACUUCCGGCCCGUCCAGCCUCUGCACAACCGUUGUAUUCGAACUAACAUUAACUUCAGCCUCCAAGGGAAGGAUUGCCCCAAUAACCGAGCGCAGAAGCUUCAGUACCGAGUUAACGAAUGGUUGCUAAAAUAGACAGCCAGCCACCACGACAUUUAUCGGAAGGUAACGCAGGUGAGACCAUCGAGCUAUGGAUCUGCAUUACAAGGAGAAUUCCCGUCAAGCCCUCAUGGCAGGGUUUGACCUUUUACCAUGACCUUGGAGACAGAAACUUUUGAUACGUGGACGGACGACAUCAAACCAACUUUUAAGGUGACCAGAAAAGUACAACUAGACUUAAAAUUAUUAAUUUUAGAGUUGGGGAUAUUAAACUAAACAAAUCAUUUAUCAAGUGACCAUGGUUUUGAUACAGUUUUGAAGUCGGGUGGGGGAGCGUUGGGUAGAGAUUGAAAAAUAAAAUCUAUAAAUUUUAAAUAUAAAAAUUGAAAAUGCUGGAAUCACUCAGCGGGCCAGACAGCGUCUGUGAGGAGAGGAACAAACUGAAGACCUUUAACUGAGACAUUCACCUGCCAAUUUGACGGCAGCAAGACCUGCUGCAGUUGGAGUUGACCAGAGGGGAGGAGGUGGUCUUUGUUUGAUUGUAGACGUCCUGCUAAAAGCACAGUGUUCAACACCUGCCAGAGAGAGGCAAAACUACCAGUGGAUGUGUCCGCGUGUUCCAGCUGAAAUUUCUCAUGUCCAUUACGUCAUCCAGCGUGGUUUCCCCGAAUCCCGAACCGGGGAGGGGUGGGGCGUCCUGGGGGAUUGAGGGAGGAGUGGAGCGGGUGCUGAGGGUGAUGACGGUGGAAGAGAAAUGCUUUUGAUAUAUUAGACGGGAGAGUCACGCACUCUGACAGCGAACCUUGUAGAUGGGUGGCCACAGGAAGGGGGUGAGGUCAGGCAUUGUGGGGGGGUUGAGAUGGCAGCACACUCCCUCCCUCCCUCCCUCCCUCGGGUACCAAUAGGCUGACGCCUUUUAUGUUAAUUGUUUACACUGUUCAUACACACUGUGUUUGAUUUUAAUGUCAAGA
This is a messenger RNA of Mobula hypostoma (lesser devil ray), 1994 nucleotides long. RefSeq names its product carbonic anhydrase Xa (gene ca10a). Gene Ontology annotation, molecular function: zinc ion binding; carbonate dehydratase activity. NCBI's taxonomy places the organism in Eukaryota, Metazoa, Chordata, Chondrichthyes, Myliobatiformes, Myliobatidae. Bases 73 to 1059 code for a protein of 328 amino acids. The record is from RefSeq and is a predicted model, not a curated record. The transcript has 9 exons.